AAAAUAAUUUGAGCACAUCAUCCAUUUUCUCCAAGCAUGACACCAUUCACUUUUUUUUCCAGCUUCAUGGCAUUUGCUUUCUUUAGUUUUCUAAUUUUUCCUUUUUGUCUUUGCUAGGUAAAAAGGUCCUCUAAUCAUAGCUCCAAGGCGGAAGUUCUUCAAAAAGCGGCGUUCUCCAUAUUUGCUCAGAUCUAGAGUAAUCAAAAUGUUUGAGGAAAAUGCUGCUAUUAAUCCAGAGAAAUCAGCCGUGGAUGAGAGGGUUGAUAAGUUGGAAGCUACAAUGCAAACUAUGGCUGCUACUCUUCAGACUAUCAGUCUCACUUUGUCCACUCUAGCUACUGGUUCAGUUCCUUCACCUCCAUCCUUAGUGCCCACAACACCAGCUCCACCCAUCCUUAUUCCAUCAUCUACCAUCACAUCGGGUACUCAUGCUAAGGAUCCCAUGGUCACACAAUUGCAAUUUCCAUCUAUCUAUGAGAAUCAACCUUUAAUGGGGGAGUCAUCUUCACAUGUGCCACAAAUCCCAUCUUUGUCACACCCGCCACUUGAGGUGAAUGACCUUACCUUGCCCGCCACCACACCUUUUGCUCUUAACAUACCACCUUCGAUGGGACAAGUACCAACUAUUCAACCCAACCCCUCAGUUGCGAUGUUGAGGUCUGCUUUAGAGGAUGGGAAGUCAAGAGAGACAAGUUUCAAGUUCAAGCAGCUGGAUUUUGACAAGUAUGAUGGCUCAGGUUGUCCUUAUGCCCACCUGCAGAUGUAUGCCAGGAAGAUGGCACCUUAUGCUAAUGAUGAGAGGGUACUCAUUCACUAUUUUCAAGACAAUCUCUCAGGCCCAGCAAGUGUUUGGUUUUCAACACUUGACAAGAAGAAGAUUUGCACUUUCAAAGAUGUGUCUCAAGCUUUCAUGAAGCAAUAUGAGUAUAAUAUGAGUUUGGCCCCUACAAGAGAUAGCUUGCAGAAAAUUACCAAGAAGAGUAAUGAGACUUUCAAAGAAUUUGCUCAAAGGUGGAGAUCCGAAGCAACUAAAGUCAUGCCACCUCUCACUGACAGUGAAAUUUGCUCUCUCUUUAUCAAGUCGACUACCGGGACUUUCCGUGCAUGGUUAGCUCCUUGUGUGGGAUAUACUUUCGCUCAGCUAGUGACAGCGGGUGAACAGAUUGAAGAUGGACUUAAGACCGGCAUAAUUAUGGAUUUUCAAGCCGUCCAGAAACAAUUAGAACAAGUCAAAAUGGGUAGUGCCGGAUCUACUUCAAAGAAGUUUGCACCCGGAGGAAGAAAAGAAGAUGAAGAAGCUUUGAGCCAUAUUUCCACUUGUCAUAAUGUGGCAAACAUUCCUUAUAAGCGCCAGACUCAAAUGCAAUACACCCCAACUUAUAAGCCUACCAUUCACUCUCAAAGGAAGCCAAACUUUAAUGCUCACACUUCGUUAAGGCAGCAAUUCCCGUCUACGAAUAGGUCAAGACAGUUCACUAAGCUUCCAAUCCCUUAUGGUGAGGCGUUGAAACAAUUAGUUGCAGUGGGUUUAUUGGAGACAGUGCAAGUGAACCCUAUUCAACCACCUUAUCCAUACUGGUAUGAUCUGCAAGCUAGGUGCGAAUAUCACAAUGUAGUGGGUCAUGGUACUGAAUACUGUGCAACUUUGAAAAUAAAAAUUCAAGAUCUUAUCAAUGAGGGUAAACUUCAGUUCGAUGAAGCCAAGAGUACUUCGAACACCACUCAAAAUCCUUUACCCCCUCACGAUGCAGGCACAAUGAAUAUGGUCGCCCUUGACGAACCGAUUGCACAAAUGAGCUUGAAUGUUUCGCUCACAAUGAUUGAUGAUGCCUUGGUGUGUCCUUACCACUCCAAUAUGAAGGGGCAUGCUUUGCGAGGUUGUGAAGAUUUUCAGAGAAAGGUUGAGGAGUUGCAAGCAAUGGGAUCUUUAAAAUUUGUGUCUGCACAGGUGUCAGAAAAAUGUGUAGCACAAUUUGAGGAGGCGAUUGUGGAAGAUAUCACUAAUGAGGUCUGUUCUGACGAUGAAGAAGACUAUUUUGGCUUCAACAAUCUCUUUGGGUCAGCCAACAUGGUAGAUCCUAAGGAGAGGCGGAGGAGGAUACUCGUUGAAAGGGCAUUCAUGGAGAAGCACCCCAACCUCCAUCUUGUUCAUCAUGCGAAAGCUCCAAUGGGUUCAUAUGAGUCUGUGCCUCUUGAAUCAGCAAAAGAAGAAUCACUAUGUGACUCAUGGGGAAAUUUGAUUAUGAAUGCUCUAGAUGAGGAAGAACUAGAAUUUGAUAGGGGAAUUUCACUAGUCAAUGGAAGCUUUUAGGCUAAUUGGACAGCGAAACUUCUCCCUGCAGCUUUCAUCUUUGAGUAAAAGGAGUCAGCCUCUAGUAGUUUUGCUUGUGACUACGUGAAGGGAGGGAUUCAACAAGCAUUUUUAUAUUUUCUGAAAUUUAUGUUAUCAUGCUGCUAGUAUUCCCAUGCUUUUCUUUUGAAUGAAUAUGUUGCAAUCCUACCCAUCAUUGUAAAAAUCAUCAUGAUGCAACUUUACUUGAACUUUUGUUGUACAAACCACUCUUUAAUGAUAUAUUUCAUGAGGCAUUUCCUCCUUUGUUUGUAUGGUACAGCUGCUAUUGCCUUGCUUCUUGCUGGACAACUGAGAGAAUUAAGAGUUAUAUAUAUCCUAACUGGUAAAUGGGUGCACAUACAGUUUUUCCGUUUCUUUGUGGUUUGAAAUCUAAAUAUUUUGUGCUGUUUUUCUUUGUAUUCCAGUUUAUUAUGGUGUAGAAAAUUCUUUUCGCAGUUUAGCCCCUCAUGUUGUGCAGUGGUUGGUGGGUUCAUAUAACACUCAAAUACUUCUCAUGGUGUUUCUUUCCAUAGUUUCUCUCUUACUGGCUGGUUUUUUUGCAUAUCACACUAAUCUGUGUCUCACAAACACCACAACAAAUGAGGUAAGAUAUGCUCCUUUCCUCUAUACCGUGUUGAAUAAUUUUGUUUUUCUUAUUUUAGAAAAUAUAUGGUUUCAUCAGCAUUUAGUAAGUUGAACAAAUUAUGUAAAAGCACCCGCUUUUGAAAAGGAAAUGGAAUCAUAGUUCAAAUAAAUCUGAAUGACUUCU
Messenger RNA from Rubroshorea leprosula, 3101 nucleotides. Lineage: Eukaryota; Viridiplantae; Streptophyta; Magnoliopsida; Malvales; Dipterocarpaceae. The record is from the annotation of a GenBank genome assembly.